Messenger RNA from Populus euphratica (Euphrates poplar), 2031 nucleotides. Its product is annotated as synaptotagmin-2. NCBI's taxonomy places the organism in Eukaryota, Viridiplantae, Streptophyta, Magnoliopsida, Malpighiales, Salicaceae. The coding region runs from base 277 to 1893 and encodes 538 amino acids. The record is from RefSeq and is a predicted model, not a curated record. Gene Ontology annotation, cellular component: endoplasmic reticulum. The transcript has 12 exons. Gene Ontology annotation, molecular function: lipid binding.
UUUUUCCCUCUUGUUUCUUUUGUCAUGCUUGCGCUCUCCGCCACUUCCGCAUUAUUCUUCACCUUCAAAUCUUCUUCCCGAGGUUCUCAUAGCAACGAAUCAAGGACAGAUCAGUCAUUUGAUUGAUAAUCAUUAUUAUGCAUGGUAAUUAGUGUCUGAUCCGAGAAAUCGAGAAGACGCUUUAUGGAAAUUUUUUUAAUUAUCCUUGCAAAUUCUCUGAUUUAAAAUACUCUCGUGAAGAAGAUAUUUAAGGUCUGUUUGUUUACUUAGAAAAAAAUGGGGUUUCUUAGCACAAUAUCAGGGUUUUGUGGAUUUGGUGUUGGAGUUUCCACGGGUCUCACCAUCGGUUAUUACCUCUUUAUCUACUUCCAACCCACCGAUGUCAAGGAUCCCGAGGUUCGGCCAUUGGCAGAGCAAGACUCCGAAACUUUGCAACGGAUUCUUCCAGAAAUACCGCUAUGGGUGAAAAAUCCAGACUAUGAUCGCAUUGAUUGGCUAAACAGGUUUAUUCAACUUAUGUGGCCUUACCUCGACAAGGCCAUUUGUAAGACUGUGAAGAAUAUUGCGACGCCGAUAAUUGCUGAGGAGAUUCCGAAAUACAAAAUUGAUGCGGUUGAGUUUGAAACUCUUACACUUGGAACCCUACCGCCAACUUUUCACGGUAUGAAAGUUUAUGUCACUGAUGAGAAGGAGUUGAUAAUGGAACCAUGCAUCAAAUGGGCUGGAAAUCCUAAUGUCACUGUUGCUGUUAAAGCAUUUGGGUUGAAAGCAACUGCCCAGGUGGUUGAUUUACAAGUUUUUGCUUCACCACGCAUAACUUUGAAGCCCUUGGUUCCUAGUUUUCCUUGUUUUGCCAACAUCUAUGUGUCUCUCAUGGAGAAGCCACAUGUUGACUUUGGGCUCAAGCUCUUGGGGGCUGAUCUAAUGUCAAUACCUGGCCUUUACAGGGUCGUCCAGGAGAUUAUUAAAGAACAGGUUGCAAACAUGUAUCUAUGGCCUAAAACCCUGGAAGUACCCAUCUUGGAUCCUGCAAAUGCCAUGAAGAGGCCUGUGGGAAUUCUCAAAGUGAAGGUUCUGAGGGCAAUGAAGCUGAAGAAGAAAGAUCUGAUGGGAGCAUCAGACCCUUAUGUGAAAAUAAAGCUGACUGAAGAUAAGCUUCCAGCCAAAAAGACUACUGUGAAGCACAAGAACUUGAACCCUGAAUGGAAUGAGGAUUUCAAUUUGGUUGUUAAAGAUCCAGAGUCUCAGGCUUUAGAGCUUCGUGUUUUUGACUGGGAGCAGGUUGGCAAACAUGACAGGAUGGGUAUGAAUGUAGUGCCACUGAAAGAUCUCACACCAGAGGAACCAAAAGUCAUGACUCUCGACCUCCUUAAAAAUAUGGACUUGAAUGAUCCUCAGAAUGAAAAGUCACGAGGGCAGCUUAUGGUGGAAUUGACAUAUAAACCCUUCAAAGAGGACGAUUUGAACAAAAGUUUUAAAGAUGAGGUGGAACAGAAGGCUCCUGAAGGGACCCCUGCUGGUGGAGGUCUGCUUGUUGUAACGAUUCAUGAAGCUCAAGAUGUUGAAGGAAAGCAUCACACUAAUCCAUACGUACGCCUUCUUUUUAGAGGGGAGGAGAUGAAGACCAAGCGUGUAAAGAAGAACAGGGAUCCUAGAUGGGAGGAGGAAUUCCAGUUUACACUGGAGGAGCCCCCCGUUAAUGCGAAGCUACAUGUGGAAGUUGUUAGCACCUCAUCCAGGAUUGGCCUGCUGCAUCCAAAGGAAUCACUUGGUUACGUGGAGAUCAAUCUCUCAGAUGUUGUUAGCAACAGAAGAAUCAACGAGAAGUAUCACCUUAUAGACUCGAAGAAUGGAAAGAUUCAGAUUGAGCUGCAGUGGAGACCAGCUUCAUAAGCCUAUCGAUUGUCCUCUCUUUUGUUUUUCUUUGUUCUCAAGCCUCGAAAUUCCUUGUUUCAGCAAAAUUCUUUAUGUUGCUUAUGUACAUUGAUUGCAAUUAAAGAAACUAUUCAUGGGCUUAUACGGGAUUCAAAA